AUGUCUGGACAGAAGAUUUGGCUGCGCGCUGAAACCAAGCCCGCUGAGGCUCGCUCCGCCUUGACCCCAACCACUUGCAAGGCUUUGAUUGAUGCAGGAUACGAUGUGACCGUUGAGCGGUCAACGCAGCGUAUUUUCGACGAUGAGGAAUUCGCCAAGAUUGGAGCUCCUCUUGUCGAGGAAGGCUCGUGGGUCAAGGAUGCGCCCAAAGAUGCAGUGAUUCUGGGUCUCAAGGAACUACCGGAGGACGACUUUCCUUUAGAGCACGUUCACGUCACAUUUGCACACUGCUACAAGCAGCAAGGUGGAUGGGAGAACGUGCUCAGCCGUUGGCAUCGGGGAAAGGGUCUCCUGCUGGAUCUGGAGUUCCUCACCGAUGAGUCAGGCCGCCGUGUGGCUGCUUUUGGUUUCUCCGCUGGCUAUGCCGGCUCUGCUUUGGCGAUCAAGAACUGGGCCUGGCAACUGACUCACCCCGAAGGCGAGUCUCUCCCUGGUGAGGUUCCUUACGCCAACCAGGAUCUCCUGAUCGCUUCCGUCAAGGAGAGUGUGGAGGCUGGUAAGAAGGUUGCGGGCCACUAUCCUAAGAUUCUUGUCAUUGGAGCGCUGGGUCGCUGUGGCAAGGGUGCCGUGCAGUUGGCCAAGGACGUUGGUGUCCCCGAAUCGAACAUUAUCCAGUGGGAUAUGGCAGAGACUGCCAAGGGUGGCCCAUUCAACGAGAUCAUUGAGAGCGAUAUUUUCGUCAACUGCAUCUACCUAAGCUCCCCCAUUCCUCCUUUUGUCAACACCGAAACUCUCUCGACUCCCAGCCGCAAGCUUUCUGUCGUCUGCGACGUCAGUGCCGACACCACCAACCCCCACAACCCUAUUCCAAUUUACGACAUCACCACGACCUUUGACAAGCCGACAGUACCCGUCCAGCUGCCGGCCAGCACCCAGGGACCUCCCCUGAGCGUGAUUAGCAUUGACCAUCUGCCCUCUUUGCUUCCCCGUGAAAGUUCGGAGCAGUUCAGUCAGGCCCUUCUGCCCAGCCUGCUUCAGCUGAAGGACCGCAAGUCUGCGCGCGUUUGGGUGCAGGCUGAGGACCUUUUCAAUGAGAAGGUUGCCACGCUGCCCGCAUCCCUCCGUGCCUAA
Molecule: messenger RNA, 1131 nt
Organism: Penicillium oxalicum
Lineage: Eukaryota; Fungi; Ascomycota; Eurotiomycetes; Eurotiales; Aspergillaceae
Gene: lys1
Product: saccharopine dehydrogenase (NAD+, L-lysine-forming)
Exons: 8
Coding region: 1-1131 (376 amino acids)
Cellular component (GO): cytoplasm
Molecular function (GO): saccharopine dehydrogenase (NAD+, L-lysine-forming) activity
Source: RefSeq, a predicted model, not a curated record